CGCUCAUCGGCGGGAAUGGCGGAGACCGUUCGUUCGCUCUUUGACUACCGGGAGCCGCCGCCGCCGCUGGACAGCAACGGAGAGAGCAGCAAACCGCCGCCGCCGCGAGGGUGAGGGAGUAAACAGACGCUAGAAAAAAACGCGGCUGUGGAAGGAAAAGAAAAGGGACACCAGUGAAGGUGUGCGACAGAGUCUUUGCUACAGAGGAUGAAGAGGAGAGCAUGUCAGAGAACAGCUAUGGACCAGAGAAAGGUGAUGGUCAUGAGGACAAACACAGAGUGCCUGCUGCUGAUGGACCGUACUAUGAAACACAAUCUGCUCAGCUCUGUGAGAGUGAGGAGGGUUCUAGCGGAGAGAGAGGUGCAGUCUCGUACCCCCCAUCACCAAACUGCCGCAUUCGUGAAGUGCACUGUGGAAAUCAAGUGCGACUGAUUGUCAUAGCGAUCCGCGACAUCACAAAGGGGGAGGAGAUCACUGUGGAUUACAGUUUGACCGAGUGGGGAGAAAACGCUACAGGUUUCCAUGGCACUGUGCCUCCUAGUAGCUUUGAUUGCAGCUUGGACCACGAGAGCAACAUUAAGAAGGAGGAAGAGUCCGGCCCAAUUUCACUUUCAGCAUCAGAAUACCUCACACCUUCUUGGUCUCUCUCUCCUUCCUCCUCUCCUCUGUCUCACUCGGAACCCAGUGAUUCAGACCUGGACUCGGACGAUGCCAAUGGAGAGACACGCAUGCGAACACUUCACCGUCGCAAGAGGCACAAAGCCCUGUCCUCUUCUGCUGCACAUGCUAAGAGAAAAGCACUUCAGCGCCCCCCCAGCCAUCCUCCCCCUUUUCCACACUCCCUCCCGUCCUCGAAACUGCAGCCCGCUGCUCCCUCCAGACCUGUGUUUAAGUGCCCGCUGCCUGCAGGAGUUGCUGCUAAUAGUGUCAAUGUGUCAGUGGGUCGUGGGCAGAGCACCGUGGCACAGAAACAGCGAUGUGUUUACUGUGGCCGUCACUUCCGAUCUCUCCCACGGCAUCUGGAAAAACACCACGCCCACCAGCCGGAUGUGCGCACUGUCCUGGAGCAAGCACGCACCCCUGGUGACCCUACUUGUGUACAAUCGUGUCUCCCAUCAUCCAGCAAACAGUCCCAAUGCCUACAAAUGACUCCUGUGCCAAGUGUACUUGUCAUAACACCACAGUCACCUCCAGCUUGUACUUUGUCUCCAGUCAGAAGGAGCCCUGCCCUCUCUAGCCCUACUCGCAAAAGUCCUGCUCCAGCGACUCCUCCCAGAAGAGGAGGUGUUCCCGUGUCUGUCUUAAAGAGGAGCCCACCUACUCCUUCUACUCCUUUGAGAAAAGGAGGUCGAAAAAUGAAAAAGGAUAAAGAGGAGGUAGAGAAGAUGAAAGAAGAGGAACUGCCCACUCCAGUCUUUGUGGAUCUUGUUAAGGAGUCAGAACCUUCGAAAGAAGAAAGAGAGGACAAUGGAGGGAGAGAAGAAGAAAGCGGAGCAGAGGAUAAGACAGACCUAUCAAGUUUGCGUCGUCCCCACAUGCUCCCGCUUCUUUCCUCCCUUUCCUCCCUGGUGUUGUACCUGCGACGGCUGCAGCACUCUGCCUUUAUUUCUCUGUCCCGCUCACCCCAGUCAGCCGAGGCUUGGCGUCUCCUCUGUCACUCCAGCCUGGCCCUUCUCAUUCUUUACAAUCGCCGCCGUGAAUGUGAAGUCUCCAAACUGACAAUCUCAGAGUACCAGGCCCGAGUCACACCCCAGUCCCCCAUCCCCGUGCAGCCUGGUGCCCCGCCAACUCUAACCCCACUGGAGGCCUCGCUCUCACCCUUCGAGCGGAUGGUCCUCCCUCAUCUCCCUCGUGUCGGGGUCCAAGGCAAGCGUGGGCGAGUACAGCCGCUCAUCCUCCCUCCACACUCAGAGGCCUGUCUGGAGAUGCUUUUGCAGACUCGUGCCGGGGUGGGAAUCGAUCCACAGAACCCCUAUGUGUUUGCCAGACCGUUUCAUUCGCCAGCCACUCCCCUGCGCGGGACAGACUUACUACGUAGUUUGGCACGGUCCAGCGGUUCACGGCACCCCCGGGCACUGACGCAGACACGCGUUCGCAGACAGGUGGCGAUACUCACGCAGCUGUUGUUGUUAAGUGAGGGUGAGAAGGAAGGACAGCACGGUGCUGCCAUACAGCGAUUGGAGAGCUUCUUGCAGAAGGAGUAUCACGUGACUCAAAGCUGUGCAACCAUAGGUCAAGACCCUGGGCUGAUGGGUCUGAUCGGUCGGGUGGUUCUUUGCGGAGAGAGAGACGGCGUCUUGUUCCGAGGAAUGAGUUUACAUCACAUCUGUCUGGAGUUAGACGUGUUGUCAGGAAACUCUGCCGACUCGCUGUCAGAGGACUCCGAUGUUGAGCAGAGUAAAGAGAAACCAGAAGCAGCAUCUCCUGCAACCACCAUUGUGAUGAAGAAAACCACGAACAACGGCAAAUCUCCCCGGCCCAAGAAGAUGAACAGCUCCUUGCUCUCAGCGGGACGCAAAAAGGCCUCAGGACAGCCCAAACCCGGUAAACGUGGUGUGCUGAAGAGGCCUUGGUCUGAGGCGGAGCGGGCAGCUGUCGAGUCCCACCUGGUGCAAAACAUCAUGGAGCUGCGAGUGCCGGCCAAAGCAGACUGUGAGCGCUGCCUGGAGCUCUGCCCCCUGCUGGUCACCAACCACCGGGACUGGAGGGCUGUGAAAUUCUACUGCCACAACCGUAUACAGCUGCUCAAGAAAACCCAGCAGAGACAGGGUCCUCUCGCCCUGUCUGUCUGCUGAGGCUGCUGGGAAGGGUCAGAUGUGUAAGGGAGGCAGUGCGAGGGAAAACAUUGACAUGGUGCAGUCACGGUAAACACUUUACAAAUGCUUUAAUUAAUACGAUGUUGUGCGUGGUUUGUGUCCGGUGUGUAAACGGUAAAUAUUACCACUUUGGGAGGCAGACAGAAAUGCACAUUUGUUGGGUACUUUUCCAACUAUGAAGAAAGAACACUAAUUUUUCUGUCUGCAGAUGAACAGUAUGUUUUUUUUCUGUUGCUGGCUUAAAAGUAGAUGACCAUUUUUGACCGGCUGUGAGUCUGAAUGGCUUUGCUUUCACUUUGGCCAUGCUUCUAUCUCUGCAGCGACAGAGAAACAGGCCGACUGAGCAACUUGUGCCUUGAUGGGAGUCAAACCUCAAUUUCAUUCACAUUCGUGAAAUUUUUUCUGUUAUUUACAAAUUUCGCAAUUUCUCGUGAAAUGAAGGAAUACGCAUAAGAAAUGGGAUUGAACAAAAAGUCAUCCGAGUCCAUUUAUGCCUACCAUCUUUGCUCAUUAAAAUGUUUUAAAGAGUCCCUAAAGACCAACCUGAAUUGAAAGGUUUUAUUUAAAAUGUCUUUUUUGGGAAUGUCAUAAAUCCCUACCAGCCUUUAAAGGCUUUUUUAAUUAAAUAGUUCUGUCCUCAUUUACAGCAUUCAUGUUGUCAAACCAGUAUGACUCUCCUUGUUCAGUAGAACACUUUGCACUUGAAUGCACUUGUCUUUUGCAAUUCCAAUAAAAAUAUGGUAUGGCAUCAGCAUCUAGUGCACAGAUUCAUAUGGAUGACAUUUCUCAUCAUUCUUCAGAAUUCCUGCUUUUGUGUUCCACGGAAGAAAGUCAUACAGGUUUAAGAACAUGUGAAGUAGGAUUUAUUUUGGGGUUCUUUUAUUUCAAUGCAUUAAAGUGAUCUGUUGGUACUGUAGCUUGUUCAGCAUUGAAAAAAACACCUAUCUGUCUUUUACUGUAGACAUGGACAUGAAUGAGUGAGCAGAUGAGUUUGGUUCACUUGUUUGCAUUGUAUUCAUCCAUCAAAUUCAUAUCGAAAUUUAAACUGUGUAUUGGAAAAACACAUGAUAACCACACGUAACACCUCAGUUUAUACUUUUUAUAUAUCUAUAUAUUUUCUGUUUUGUUAACCUUUGUUCUUUCAAACUUUGCAAUGUAUAUAUGUACGCGCACAUAUAUAUUGUUGUUACUGUUAACAGUGGUAUUGUUAUUACUAUUAAAUCUUACUGUGGUAAGUGUUUUUUUUCCAUUUCCACUUCAUGUACAUACUGAAUGUAAAUAUUUGCAGAAAAAAAGAGCACGAUGUGUAUAUAUAGCGUAGGCAAGACCAACUUGUUUUUGUGUUGUCUCUGUGUUUUUUAAGUUGUCUGAAACGAUAAUAAUAAAAAAUGUUUUGUUUGUUA
This is a messenger RNA of Puntigrus tetrazona (Sumatra barb), 4219 nucleotides long. RefSeq lists its product as uncharacterized. The transcript has 9 exons. NCBI's taxonomy places the organism in Eukaryota, Metazoa, Chordata, Actinopteri, Cypriniformes, Cyprinidae. The coding region runs from base 222 to 2795 and encodes 857 amino acids. Gene Ontology annotation, molecular function: protein binding. The record is from RefSeq and is a predicted model, not a curated record.